Molecule: messenger RNA, 5068 nt
Organism: Liolophura sinensis
Lineage: Eukaryota; Metazoa; Mollusca; Polyplacophora; Chitonida; Chitonidae
Product: neurexin-4-like
Exons: 32
Coding region: 210-4877 (1555 amino acids)
Source: RefSeq, a predicted model, not a curated record
GACGCCUUGCGCAAGACGCGGUGAAUCUCUAAAGGUCUGUUAGAUUAUAAGACUGUUGUUAGUGGGACGAUUUUGACAGACGUACUCUCUACAUACGCUGUGGUGUUAUCAGUACUUCGAAGUGUGACAAGGCGUAUGAACAGCGAGAGAACUGGUCAGUAGUCUGACCCGAAACCUGAACACGCCGAGCGUACGCUGCUAACGGGAGUAUGGAUGUGAGGCUGUGUUUGUACUGUGUGCUGACAGCACUACUCAGGCGUGCCCUGGCUGUUCCAGACCCAAUGUUCUACUACUACUUCAGUGGGCUCAACAAAAUUGUGUAUACCCGGUCAUCGGAUCCCACUCCUGGACACUAUAACAUGACAUUUAAGUUCUAUCCGGAAGUAAACAAGUAUAAUGAUGCAGUCAAUGACGGGAUUAUGUUUUACUCCAGAAAUGAUAGAGGAGGCUUAAUGGCCAUGGAAUUGUUUGAGAAUUUCCUAUACUGGACCUAUGAAACAGGUACCAUGAAGUCGUCCUCCGGUUUGAUGAUGUGGGAAAGAGAUUGGUACAGCGUGACACUGCGUGUGGACGAACGUGGUUCUUACUUUGCCGUAGGUUUGGUCUCAUCUCUCUCAACCGUGCACACGUAUAUGCCUCUGUCAAAAACUCUGUACAUCGGAGGGUAUACGUCGAAGGACGCGAAUGAGAAACUGAUCACAAAGUCCGUCAGAUAUUACAAAGGGUGCAUGGCAGAUGUCUCCGUGAACGGUGUGAAUGUUUUUGAGAAGGCACAAAAUGGAGACCUUGGCCCUGUGUCCCUGCCCACGGAAUGUCAGAUCAUGACCUACUACAUGAUGUUUUAUGGAGAAGACUCCUACCUUUUGGUAGGAACCGAGAACAUCACUGGGAACUCCCUCUAUGACGUAGCCUUUGAUUUCCGCACAUUUGAUUAUAAUGCCACUUUGCUACAUAUCGAACUUGCAGACGAGAACAUUACGGUCAGUUACUCAGACAAUGCCACUGUAACAAUGGCCCGGAGUGACGGCACCGUCAUUAGUACACCAAUAGAUUAUGGACUUGGGUCAGGAAAGUACCAUCACAUGCAGUUAAGCAUAACGACGACCAGUGUUCGAGUCACUAUUGGCAGACCAAGGGUUUUUCCAUCUCUGUUUAGGGAAGCCUUCGAUCAGAUCAGGGUUGAUGUUCAGAGGGUAUAUAUUGGCGGAUAUCCGGGGGACGUCGGGCUGAUGGCAUGCGUGAAGAACUUCAAGAUUAAUCAAAAUAGGUUUGAAGUACAGGAUUUACCGACGGAAAACCGUCAGAAUGUCAGACUGGGGGAAUGUGCACUGGUAAACAGAUGCAAUGGCAUUUGUUCGCACGGGGGUACUUGUUACCGGACCAGAGAGGAUGUACGCUGUGACUGUGAGGGUACCAUGUACGGGGGCCCAUCCUGUCACACACCCUUAUACCCAAAAACCUGUGACCAAGUUGUCUUCCCGGAGAACGUUGAUGAGAUGUAUACGGUGCUUGAUGUUGAUGGUACUGGGCUCAUACAACCAGUAACUGUAAAGUGUGUUGAAGCCUCGGGAACUGUCGAGACUGUAAUAGAGAACAACGUAACCAGCCUGAUUGGUAUUGAUGGCUUCCAGGAGCCUGGCUCCUACAGAAGAGAUAUUGAGUACAAAGUGGAGAUCGAGGCUGCCAUCGCAAUCAUCAACAGAGCCAAAACUUGCUGCCAGUUCGUCAGCUACAAAUGUGUCAACUCCACAUUGAUGGCUUCCCCUCCGGGUUCCUCUAAGCCAUACGGUUGGUGGGUCGGACGGAACAACGCGCCUCAUUACUACUGGGGCGGAGCGCCGCCCGAGUCCAGGAACUGUAGCUGCUCCACCACUCAAGCUGGGUGUGUGGAGGGAUUAGGGUGUAACUGUGACGCAGGACUAUCCACACAGCAAACUGACGAAGGCUGUCUGAGUAACAAGAAAGAUUUACCUGUGACGCAGGUACGGUUUGGAGACACUGGGGACAAGACGGAUGCGAAAACAGCCGAAUUUCAAAUAAUGGAUGUAAAAUGUUCAGGAGAUGCUGUACUGGAGAAAACAGUCACGUUACGAUCUCUGGAUUCAUCAAUAUAUGUAUGGGGAAGUUUUGUAACCUUACCAGUAGACGUCAGUUUCCAAUUCAAAACCACAAUGCCUAAGGCACAACUGUUCUUCAUACCAGUCGGUCACUGGAACUUCAUAUCGGUUAUGAUGACGGCCUCCAACAGAAUACGAGUGGAUAUGACUACACGAUACAUAGAAUUCCAAAAGGAACAACCUUUCCAAUUUCAUCUGAAUGAUAAUUUCUGGCAUACGAUUUACUUCGAAGUGAGCACCAAAAGGGCGUUGCUACGAGUAGAUGGAUCUGACUAUAAUUUGUGGGAGCCUAUGGAACCUGUCUAUCAGGAGAUUCAUGUGGGACGCUCUCUUAUCAUAGGGGGCAACUCAAAGGGUACCUUUGGAUUCGCCGGAUGCAUUAGGGACGUUGUGUUUAAUGGUAAAGAAUUCGACAUUGUCGACAUCGUUAAUAAAGACGACAACAACGCAACGGUUCCAGGUUGCGCGGGUCAAUGUUCUGGUGAGACCAUGUGUCAAAAUGGCGGAACGUGUACAGAGUACUAUGCUACAUACAUGUGUGAUUGCUCCACGUCAGCCUUUAGCGGAUGUUACUGUGGGAAUGCUGUUGGCGUAACCUUCCCUGCUGGAUCGUACAUGAGGUUCAACACACAGACACGGCUGACACCCAGCCACAGUUUUAGGUCACUGGAGCUACAUUUCCGAACCUCCCAGACCGCCGGAGUUCUCGCCCAUGUGUCCGGAAACGCACAAAACGAACUUCUGACACUGGAACUGAACCCUGCAGGCAACGUUGUGCUAACAUACCGCCCUGACAAUAAUCAGUCAAAGACUAUGACAUCUGCCAAAGCUCUAGCUGACGGCAGCUCUCAUAAGGUGACUGUGUCAGUUAUGAGGUCACAAAACAACGCGACUGAUACAUGGCAGGUGAUGUUUGACGACGAAACCCAGACCCAGGAUUCUGCACAGUUAUUAACGACUCUUCCUGGUGAUUUGUACCUGGCCAGCAAAAGUACCACACCAGCCAAUGGCGGUUUUACUGGAUGUAUAUUCGGACUGAAGUAUAAUGGAGAAACUUUUUUGAAGGAAGUGAGGACCACGCCCAAGCCAGACUAUAUAACUUACAGCAGCAAUGUGAAUCCGGAAACGACCUGUGGCGACAUGGAACCUGCAGUACAAAGUACAGGUUUACCUGGAUCGCUUGGAAGCAAAAAACCCGUUUCUCUACAGUUUUUCGGGCCUUUUUCACGUGACCCCAUGACCGUGGAUACAGCUCUGGUUCAGGUGAACAGCUUGCUGUGUGAGGCGUCGCCUAUGUCAAGGUACACAAUAACACAGAAUGGCGAACCAGUGGCAUGUCCUCAUCUCUUGGUUGAGGAUAACAAACUGUUAUUACCUCCUGAUGAUAGAGUUGCCGGGCAGUACCAGUGUAUGAUAGAUAACGGCUGGACACAGACGGUGUCCGACUACUCAACUGUACUUCUGGCCAGACCCCCAAAAGUUGAUCAAAUGAUAACAGAGUCCGUCAUUUUAGGGGCGGGGCAAUAUGCACGUCUUAGCUGUAAUGUAAGCACAGGUAGUGUACCGGAAGCCGAAACUCAGUGGCUGGCACCCCAAGGGACAAACCCGACCGAUCCAAGAUUCUACCAGGCUGUAAAUGGUGAUCUGCAUAUCGUAUCCGUGGAUGCCAACGACAGCGGUACCUUUAAAUGCUCCAAGUUCAAUGCGGAUUUGGGUGUUACUGUAGAGGUGAAGACCAUUACGGUGACUGUGAAUGCCGGCCCAGGUGGCGAAGAACCUAUACAACUACUUUACUCCUCCCCCAAUAUAACCGUGGACGUACAUUCCCAUGUGAUACUGGAAUGUUUAUUAUCUGCCACCGAUCCGUCUGUGAUAACGUGGGAGAAAGCAGACCGUAACGAAACGACUGAUCGACUUGUGAAUGGGACCCAAGGGAGACAACUUGUGUUGUCAUACUUUGAACCAAACGAUGCAGGAAAAUAUUUCUGUAAAUUUGAGAACGAUACCGUGGCUACUAUUACGGUUGAUCUAUCUGCUAAGCCUACCUGGGAGAACGGUCCUAUGGAUACGGUUGUGUACAUGGACCAGACCGCUGAGCUGUACUGUAAGGUCCGGUCUGUUCAGGGAGACCCCGCACCCAAUACAACCUGGUUCAUCAAUGGACAGCCUUUACAAGAAUCGCCGAGAUACAAGUUGAACGACGAAGGUGAUAUGUUAACGAUAACAAACGUCUCCAAAGCAACGGACAUCUUAGCCUUCCAGUGUAACGUGUCAAACGAAUUAGGCUAUGUUUAUGGCACGGGCAGUCUUCACGUCGUCGCACCGACAGUUAUUACUGAGGCCCCAAAGUCUAAGAUCAUGAUCUCUCCGGAAGACCUCUACCCUAAGCUGCGCGUGAAAUGUGAGAAUGACGUGGACACCAAUUUGACUUUCACAUGGUACCAUGACAACGAAAAGGUUGAAAAUGGCAAUCAAAAAUAUUAUUUCACCACAAAAAAGUCGAAAAGCACACUGCAGUUGGUCGUAGGUAAUUUUCUUAACAAUCUUGACGUGCUGACAGGCGCGUACAAGUGCGUGAUAGACGACGGUAUCAAGAAUCACACGGUGUCAUCCUUGGUAGAGCUGAAGCCAGAUGCAGGAGGAGGUUCUGGAAUUCAGACGACGACGCCUGUAAACGUGGGAACAAAAGCGAGCUGCAUCACUCUGAUAUUGUUAUAUGUGAUGUCAACUCUUACGGUUCUCACCGUGAAGCUGAUGUAAGACGAGAGACGUCAGCGAAUGCUCUAAGUGAUGUGUAUCAACAAUAAGAUGAUGAGUAUGAACAGUACGAUGGUGUAUAUCAGCGGUACGAUUAGGUGUGUCAGCAGUACGAUGAUGUAUAUCAGCAGUACGAUUAGGUGUAUCAGCAGUAUGAUGAUGCAUAUCAGCAGUACGAUGAUGUAUAUCAGCAG